AGUUAUUAUGAUAAUAAUGGAAUUUUAAUAACUUAAAAACUUUAAAUAAUAAAAUAAUAUAUAAAAAAUGAAUUUUUGUUUGAUAUAAUUGAAUUAUGUUUAUUUAUAAUUUCAUAUUAAAUAAAUAGUGUAUCUUAUUUAAGUUAUUUUAUAAUUUCUAAAAAGCGCAAAAUUAACAAAAUAAUCACAAGCUACGAAAAAAUAUUUUAACUAAGGGAAAGAGGACUAGCAUAUAGUUAAUUCUUAUAAUUAUUCAUUAAUAUAAUUUUAGUUUCACAUUAUAGUGCAUGCAUAUUUCAUUCUAUAGCUUAGAUUGAAUAAGAGAAUAAAUAUAUAGAUACAUGGCUUACAUAAAGCCAUAAUUAAAAUACAAGCUGGAUAUAAAGAUAUAUAACAUGUUUUUAUUGGAGUGUAGUUACAAUGGUGACUAUUGGAUAUGGUGAUAUUGUAGCAUAUACAGAAGUGGAAAAAGUAUUCACCAUAAUAAUGAUCUUUAUAAGUUGUAGUGUUUUUGCUUAUUCUAUAAAUUUAAUAGGUGAAUAAGUAAAAGAAUUAAAUAAAGAAGAAGUUAUUUUAAAAGGAAAGAUCAGUCGUUUGAAUAAAUAUAUGUAUAGUAGAGGAUUAAAUCUUUAAAUUUAAGAAAAAGUAAGAAGAUACUGCGAGUAUGUUUUAAGGGAAGAAACUAUGAGUGAUGAUUAAGAAGCUAUUUAAUUAAUAAACAGUCUUUCUAAGUCUUUAAAAGAGUAAGUUUGGCUAGAUUUAUAUUAAAGAAUAUUGAAUAAAAAGUCGUUUUUUAAGUUAAAUUUUAGUAAAGAAUUUUUAUAGAAAUUAUCACUUAAAAUGAAAGAAAGGAAAAUAGGACCGGAAGAGUAUAUUUAUUAACAAGGAGAUAAUAUGGAUUGUGUUUUUUUUAUACUUUCAGGAGAAGCAGAUUAGGUUAUUAAAAAAGAUGAUAAAUAAUAAGAAAUUAUUGUAAAUAAUCUCAAGAAAGGAUGCUCUUUUGGCCAAUUAGAAUUUUUUUCGCAAUAAAAAAGAAUUUCGAGUAUUAGAACGAAAAAUUCAGUUUAAAUGGCCUUUGUUUAAUUUUAGGAUUUUAAAGAACUUUUGAAAGAAUAUGAAUAAGAUAAUGAAACAUAUAACUAAAUUAAAGAUCAAAUUAAUAUAUAUAAUAAUAUAAAAGCUAUUUAUUUGUAAUGUCCAUCUUGUGGGGAAUAUAAACAUACUGUUGAUUAGUGUUAUUGCAUAAAUUUUUAUUUAAAUAAGGACAAAUUAAUAAUUUAAAAUUAAAAAAACCAAAAUUAAAUUCGAGAUGCUAAUUUUUAUCGAUAAAAAAGAAAAUUUUGUACCCAAAAAGGCCUCCUAUAAACUAAAUAAUAAGCUUUUAAAUUCAUAGUAGAUAAAAUCGCAAAAUAAUCAAUUUGUUCUAGCUCAUCUUCAGAUUUAGAAGAUGAAAAUUUUUCACAAAAUAGGAUUUAUUAGGGUAUUUUUGCGAAAAGUUAUCGAAACUUUGAAAACCUUUCAUAACUAGACUAUACUUAUGCUGAAAAAAACAAUAUUCAGUUUAAUAUGAUGCCCUAAGCUUUUCUUAAGGACAAGAUUUUUAAGUUUUAAAAUGUAAUGAAGCUAUAAAUGGAAUCAUAGUAGUAUGUUUAAAUUAAAAGUAAUCAAUAAUAUUCAGCAAAUUCUGUACAAUAUCCUGAAAAUUUUAUAGAUGAAUCUAAAGAAACAUUAUAAGAGAUGGAAAAUAGUGAAAUUUACAAUAGAUAAAACGUAAAAGAACCUUCUAUUGUGAAAUAGAUUUUAAAAGAAUAAGUUUUUAAUGGAUUAAAGUCUAAGAGUCAAAUGGAAAGUUCUAAAUUUAGCAGAAACGGAUCUUUUAAUUAAGAAGAUAAAGGAAAUAUUUAUGAAGGAAUUUUUUUAAUGGAAGAUAAUAAAUUUUAGUAAGAUUUAGAAUUCAAGGAUUUAAUUUUAAAAAAACAAAAAAUUAUUAAAAACGAAGAAAAUUGUUUAUUAGAAUAUUUUGAUAAACUUAAAAAUUUUUAGUUUUAUUUCAUACAUAAUAAUUUUAAAAGAAUUCUUCGAAACGAAAUGAAAAGAAAAUAAGGUUUAAUUAAAAAAAAUUAAAUGAUUGAAAAAAUAAAAAAUAAAAAUGUAAAUUUAUAAAAAUGA
This is a messenger RNA of Ichthyophthirius multifiliis, 2169 nucleotides long. RefSeq lists its product as hypothetical. Gene Ontology annotation, biological process: monoatomic ion transport; transmembrane transport. The annotation marks the transcript as partial. The record is from RefSeq and is a predicted model, not a curated record. Gene Ontology annotation, cellular component: membrane. Lineage: Eukaryota; Ciliophora; Oligohymenophorea; Hymenostomatida. The transcript is spliced from 3 exons. Gene Ontology annotation, molecular function: monoatomic ion channel activity.